Molecule: messenger RNA, 1629 nt
Organism: Papaver somniferum (opium poppy)
Lineage: Eukaryota; Viridiplantae; Streptophyta; Magnoliopsida; Ranunculales; Papaveraceae
Exons: 3
Coding region: 1-1629 (542 amino acids)
Molecular function (GO): zinc ion binding
Source: RefSeq, a predicted model, not a curated record
AUGGCUGUUGCAGAAUUCACUUUAUCCAAUUUGACCGUAUCGCAUGCUGUUUCGGAAUCAACUACUGUCAACGAGAUGAUUAGUAUGGUGAAACAAUACUGUCCUUAUGUCCCUGAAGACCUCGUACUUUUUGGUUACACUGUAGAUGGAAUUUCACAUGUGAUUAAUCACGAUUUGGAGUUGAGGUUUUUUAUUCACUACUGCAUCUCGAAAGGGAUUGAUGUGUUGAAGUUUAACAUCCAGUUUAAGAUUCGCGUUGAUUCUGUUCCUCCCUCUUCUUCUGUUGCUCCUUCUUCGUCAUCAUCAAGUUGUGUUUCAAACAACGAGGUGGCUGUUGUAGAAGAGUUGACGGAUGAUUCAUCUUUGAUCAAAAAGGUCCCCAAGAAGUCAAAUGCUUGGGAAAACAUCUUAAUCGGAGUAGGGCAGGUUUUUGAAAGUGUUAAAUAUUGUCGUGAUACUGUUAAGAAGUAUGGAUUUCAUAGUGGUUACAAAACUCAAAUACGUAAGAGUGACAAGAAACGUUACAUUAUGAAGUGUAAGAACAAGAAAAGUAAAAAUUGUAGCUGGACGUUUCAUGCAUCUCUCUUUACCAAUACUAAAGAUGAAUUUCGAGCAUCAAAGAAGAAGAAGACUACAACUGAUGUCAUAGAUCCGCUCCAUCUGGAAUAUGGUAUUGAUCUCACGUAUAAUCUGGCAUACCAUGGUUUACAGUUCACUAAAGAGUGUCUUUGGGGUGAUGACAUCAAGUCCUAUUCAGACUUUGUUUGGUAUAAAGAAUCAAUUGAACGUUAUAAUCUUGGAAGCGUCGUCAAGUUUGAGUAUGAUGGUUUAACGAAGCAGUUCCAAAGGUUUUUUGUUGCUUUCAAAGCUUCCACUACUGGUUUCAAUAAUUGUUGUCGUCCGAUGUUAUUUAUUGAUUGUACUUUUCUCACUGGGAAGUUUAAGGGUGGUCUUAUGGUUGCUUGCGGGAAAACUGAUAACCAAGGCUCACCAUUCGUACUGUUUGUACCACAUGAAAGGAAUAUUCCGGUUCCAAAGGGAAAGAGUAGGCAAACUGCUGUGAAGUUGUUUGAAGAGUGCUACACUGCGUUAACAAAGGAGAAAUUUUAUGCUGCUGCCAAGAGUGUGAGCAAUCUGAAGCUGGAUUCGGUGAUUGAUUGGAUGGUAAAGAUUCCAUUCCAGAACUGGGCUGCUCAUGCAUUUCUAGGAGAAAGGUUUGGUGAGAACACAUCAAACAUUGCUGAGAGUUUUAACAAUGUGAUUAAGCAUGAUAAGCGGCUUCAAUCACUUGAGCUUAUCGAUUGUAUUUGUGCUAAGGUAAUGGAGAAGAACUACAAGAGGUUGGUGGAGUUUAGUAAGUGGACUUCAAAGCUUACUCCUCGGAUGCAGGCUAGGCUCAACAAAAGGGUGACUGACUGGCGUUUUUACAAGUUCCGAAGAUCAAGUGGUAAAGUUUUUAAGAUCAUUUCUCCUACUGGAAAGCACACAGUCGAGGAUGCUAAGACAUGCACUUGCAAUUGGUGGCAGAAGCAUAGUUUCCCUUGCACCCAUUCAAUGAAAAUAAUGUUGCAAAUUGGGCCAGAUGAACCUUACAAGUACAUCAUUCCAUAUUAUACCAUCGAGUACUAG